Molecule: messenger RNA, 710 nt
Organism: Sitophilus oryzae (rice weevil)
Lineage: Eukaryota; Metazoa; Arthropoda; Insecta; Coleoptera; Curculionidae
Gene: mRpL43
Product: 39S ribosomal protein L43, mitochondrial
Exons: 4
Coding region: 102-659 (185 amino acids)
Biological process (GO): mitochondrial translation
Cellular component (GO): mitochondrial large ribosomal subunit
Molecular function (GO): structural constituent of ribosome
Source: RefSeq, a predicted model, not a curated record
AUAAAUAAUCUGUGGCGUUGACGUAGAAUCUUAACCUAAAAUUUAAUGUAUCAUUUUAUUUAUAUCAAAGUUUAUAUUAGUGAUUUUUAAUAUAAUUUAUAAUGUCCAAUAGCCAUUUAUUUUUAAAACCAGCCUUUAUAACAACGCCUGGCCAAAAUGGUGUCGGAAGAUACGUUUGUCAGCUACAGAGAGUUGUUCUUAAAUUUUGCAAAAACAAUGGUUCGAGUAGGGGUAUGAGAGAAUUUAUAGAAACCAAAUUAAUGGAUUUUGUUAAGGAAAGUCCAGAGGUUGCUGUGUAUGUGAAGCCAAGAAGGCAUCGCACACCGAUUAUUAAAGCAGAAUAUCUUAACGGUGACACACAGUGGGUGAAUGCUAGAAACUUUACAGAAGACGAAAUACUGAAAUGGUUAAAGUUAUUAAAGUCACAAAGCUCAGACAGAACUGGAAUUAGAUUACGAAAACUAAUUCAUACUGAUUUUCCCUCAGUUCAAGGUCCAUGGACACCAUAUACCUUCAGAGAUCCACAAUUGAAUAAAGUAGAAUUUCCAUGUCCAGAACUAACAGGGCCGUUUAUUAAUGAGACUUCUGCUACUGAAGAAUUAUUAGAGUUAUACAAAAGACAGAAACUUGGAAAUGUAGAAGAGAGUAGAGCAGAGUAGAUGAUAUUAUGUAGUAUUUUUAUUAAAAUAAAGCUGUAGAUUAGUUAAUUA